UCCCCCCGUCCCGUCCCUCCUCCAUCCUCUUCUAAAAAUCCAAUCUUUGUUCCACUGGUCGCUCUCUCGCUGUCCCCAAGCUUCCCCUCCCCCUUCCCCCGGGCCCCAAAACCCUAACCCUAGCCCCCAGACCGAGCUCCGGCGCCGAGCCCCGCCCCCGCAACCGCACCGGGAGAUGGACGGCGGCGGGACGCAUCGCACGCCGGAGGACGUGUUCCGGGACUUCCGCGCGCGGCGGGCCGGCAUGAUCAAGGCGCUCACCACCGACGUGGAGAAGUUCUACCAGCAGUGCGACCCAGAGAAAGAGAAUCUGUGUUUGUAUGGUCUUCCCAACGAAACGUGGGAAGUGAACUUGCCCGCAGAGGAGGUUCCUCCUGAACUUCCAGAACCAGCUCUGGGAAUUAAUUUUGCUCGUGACGGAAUGGAUGAGAAAGAUUGGCUGUCACUUGUUGCGGUGCAUAGUGAUGCUUGGCUGCUGGCUGUGGCCUUUUAUUUUGGAGCAAGAUUUGGGUUUGACAAAGAAUCCAGGAAGCGGCUUUUUGUCAUGAUUAAUAACCUCCCUACAAUAUAUGAAGUUGUCACGGGUACUGCCAAGAAGCAAACUAAAGAAAAAAACCCCAAAAGCAGCAGCAAGAGCAAUAAAUCUGGCACAAAACUGCCACGCCAGCCAGAACCCAACUCAAGGGGUUCUAAGAUGCCACCUCCAAAGGAUGAAGAAGAUAGUGGAGGCGAGGAAGAGGAGGAAGAGGAAGAUCAUGAAAACACAUUGUGUGGUGCAUGUGGUGACAACUACGGACAGGACGAGUUCUGGAUAUGCUGUGACGCUUGCGAGACAUGGUUCCAUGGUAAGUGUGUCAAGAUCACUCCUGCCAAGGCCGAGCACAUCAAGCACUACAAGUGCCCGAACUGUAGCAGUAGUAGCAAGAGAGCCAGAGCAUGAUCGCUUAUGCUUGAGAACCAAGAAGAAUUUGACUCGCUGUGAACACCCACAUGGGACAGAAUGCCCAAUGGAUGUGCAUUCAGUUGUUGCUUUCAGUGAUAGGGCCAGCUGUAGGUCUUGAUGUGUUGUUUGGUGUAUGUCAGAUAUUUUAGAUUUUCUAUUGUUAGUAAUUAGCAUCUAACUGUAGUAGCCUGUAUUUCUUCAAGCUUCCCGGUGCACCUGUACUAGUGUCAAAACUGUUCUAGAUGUCAGUUGUGCGUUAUGUCAGCGUGUAACAUUGUUAGUUUGUUGAAAAGUUGUGUUGUUAUUUCUCUAGGCUCAUAAUUUUCGCACACGAAGCUCUGGUGGAUUUACCAUCUUAUAUAUUUCGAAAAGCUUUGUUCA
Molecule: messenger RNA, 1324 nt
Organism: Phragmites australis (common reed)
Lineage: Eukaryota; Viridiplantae; Streptophyta; Magnoliopsida; Poales; Poaceae
Product: PHD finger protein ALFIN-LIKE 8
Exons: 5
Coding region: 176-940 (254 amino acids)
Biological process (GO): regulation of DNA-templated transcription
Cellular component (GO): nucleus
Molecular function (GO): transcription cis-regulatory region binding; transcription coregulator activity; histone binding
Source: RefSeq, a predicted model, not a curated record